This is a messenger RNA of Amphiprion ocellaris (clown anemonefish), 3012 nucleotides long. It is a transcript of the gene elovl6, whose product is annotated as ELOVL fatty acid elongase 6. The record is from RefSeq and is a predicted model, not a curated record. The coding region runs from base 178 to 987 and encodes 269 amino acids. Gene Ontology annotation, molecular function: fatty acid elongase activity. Gene Ontology annotation, biological process: fatty acid elongation, polyunsaturated fatty acid; sphingolipid biosynthetic process; fatty acid elongation, saturated fatty acid. The transcript is spliced from 4 exons. Lineage: Eukaryota; Metazoa; Chordata; Actinopteri; Pomacentridae. Gene Ontology annotation, cellular component: endoplasmic reticulum membrane; endoplasmic reticulum.
GCCGGUGGAGGAAGGUGCCGCCACUGAAGAGCUGCUCGCGCACAACCGCGAGGUCCCGACAGCAGCGCGAGCGAUGCUAGUGUGCGGAGAAACGGACUGAAGAGACCGAAGAGAGAAGCAGUUCCGCCCGGGCACCGUCUACUUCCAGCAAACACACGCGCGCACACAGCCAGCAGCAUGUCGGUGCUCGCCCUGCAAGAGUACGAAUUCGAGAGACAGUUCAACGAGGACGAAGCCAUCCGAUGGAUGCAGGAGAACUGGAAGAAGUCCUUUCUCUUCUCUGCACUCUACGCUGCCUGUAUCCUGGGGGGCCGCCAUGUCAUGAAACAGAGGGAGAAGUUUGAGUUGAGAAAACCGUUGGUGCUAUGGUCACUCACUCUUGCUGUAUUCAGUAUAUUUGGUGCCAUCCGUACUGGGAGUUACAUGAUGUACAUUCUGAUGACGAAAGGGCUUAAACAGUCUGUUUGUGACCAGAGUUUCUACAAUGGGCCUGUCAGCAAGUUCUGGGCAUAUGCCUUCGUACUCAGUAAAGCACCAGAACUGGGUGACACUCUCUUCAUUGUCCUGAGGAAACAGAAGCUCAUCUUCCUCCAUUGGUACCACCACAUCACCGUGCUGCUCUACUCCUGGUAUUCUUACAAAGACAUGGUGGCCGGCGGCGGAUGGUUCAUGACCAUGAACUAUUUGGUCCACGCCGUCAUGUACUCUUACUAUGCCUUGAGAGCGGCCGGCUUCAAGGUGUCGCGCAAGUUCGCCAUGUUCAUCACACUAACCCAGAUCACCCAGAUGCUGAUGGGCUGUGUGGUCAACUACCUGGUGUACUCGUGGAUGCAGCAGGGCCAGGAGUGUCCAUCCCACAUGCAGAACAUUGUGUGGUCGUCCCUCAUGUACCUCAGCUACUUUGUGCUCUUUGUCCAGUUCUUUUUUGAAGCCUACUUCAGCAAGUCCAAAUCAUCGGCUGCGGCUGUCACCAAGAAAAGCGAGUAAAAAGAAAAUGCCAUAAGUAUGCGAAGAAGGGAGAUGAUGGAAAAAAGGGAGUUGGAAAUGGAUAGCGGGGACCAGUGGCUUGAGAGAUAAAUGGGCGUGGAUGGCAGAGGUGUGGAAUGGAGGCUGGGGAAGUGAGGGUUUAGAGGGGGUGGGAGGGUCACGAAGUGGUUGGUGUUUGUGCUUGAGCAUUACUACUAAUGUGCAGAUCUAAAAAACCUCAUUGGAGGUGAUGUCUCCCUUGAGGGAUGCUGAGGAUUCAGCGCCACCGUAAUCAAAAGCCAUCCAAUUGAAUUGUCCACCUAAGGUUUAAAAGCCUCUCUAGUUUUCAAACCUAAACGAUAACAAAAGGAUCAAAUUGUAGAAUUACAUCUGCCACAAGCAUAAGUUUACUUAUUAUUGAAAUAAAAAAAUAAAGAACGUACAUAUGAAGAUGGAUGGAGCUGACGUUAACGUGAACCAUCCAAGUAUGUUUUAUCUGUUGUCAGUGUUUGUUGUUUUGAUUUGAUCUGUCAAAGUAAACGUUUGAUACUGGUGAGUGAAUGAGGCUGAAGUGUUGGUGGCUGGUGUGAACUGAUGGGGUGAACGGCACUGUAUCGUCUGUGUCUUACAUUGCAAAAUGCGAUAUUUUUCUCAGGUCUUAGGUUAUCUCUUUCGUAAUAUAAUAUGCAUAUCAAGACAAAGUAGACAUGUUUAACAUCUGCACCAGUUUACAGUAUGGCUGAAUUUCAUCUAGAAUGGCUGCGUAAUUGAAAAAAAGCAUGAAUGAAGCUGAAUGACUGAGAUGAUCACACUGCUCCUGGCCAUGAUGGGAAACAGAUGCUGACAGUGCCCUGCUUCACCUCGUGUCAUGAACCUUGUUAAAGUUGCCGACCACACUUGGAAAAUGACUUGCCAUUGAUUUCCAGACGCUUCUAUGUGUUGAAGGGUCCCUACCAGUGAAGAAAAAACAGUCUGUUGGACACAGAAGGCUUAAAUGAAGGACAAACAUAUUUAUGUUUAGCAAAAGAAAAAAAAAAUCAAACAUGCAAAUUGUCAAAAAUCUGCUGUAUUGAAAAAAAUAGUAUGUAUCCUUAAUAGUGUCUGUUGUGCUAUUGUGCAUUUGCACUGUAUCAAUGUCAAAAAAAAAGCAAUUGUUGCUGAAAAACUUAACGUAUGAACAAAGAGUGCAAAAAUGUGACAUGCCUGUGGUGUUUAUUUUUUUUUUGUCUCAGCUGCGACAUCCUGGCAUUGCAUUCACAGAACCCUGUUUUUGGUGCUGAACAUGAAAAGCCAUUUUAAAGGAGCAGUGUGCAGGAUUUAGUGGCAUCUAGUGGUAAGGUUGCAGAUUUUACCCAGCUCCCUCACCACUACCUCUCUAAGUGUGUAGGACAACUUACAGUGGUCAUACUUAAAAUCAUGAAAGGCACUCUCCAGAAGCAGUGUUUGAUUGUCUGUUCUGGGCUUUUGUAGAAACUUGGUAGUGCAAUGUGGAAGAGCACCUGGUCCCUUUGUAGAUAUUAAGGGCUCAUUCUAGCUAAGGCAAACACAAUGAUACGCAGUUACAGCCGAUUGUACAUGAAAAUACAAGUAUGACGACUGUACUCUGCUAACAAAUCUCUCUAAAUCAUACACACUGGUCCUCUAAGGGCUAUCUGGCAUUUUUACAAGUGACAUUAUUCCGAAUGGCCAGAGGAUCAGUACUUCUAGAUAUCCAGUACAUGUGUUCAUCAGUUUUAAUGAUUAGACAGUUUGCUUGCAUGCAUGCAAAACGUUAUUCAGUGUAGCAGCAGCAAUGUUACGGUUCUGUUUCAUACCUGACUGCUCCAGCAUAUCACUGAUUCCACCUGUGCUAUUGAGGUAAAUGUGUGUCAACACUGGAUAGAACUGGCUGGCAGCAGGUAUAAACAGCAUACAUGAUUGGAGUGACUUAUCCAAUAAAACAUUCCAUAUUUACUACUGGACCUGCAUUCAAAACUGUUCACAUCGACUGUACUGGCCUCCCCUUAGAGGUACUGUUGUGCAAUAAAGCUUAAUCAUUGAGACUAA